AUGUUCUCCCCCCCCAACGCCAACACCAGCCCCAACACCAACACCAGCCCCAACACCAACACCAGCCCCAACACCAACAUCGACCCAACACCAACCCAACGCCAACACCAACGCCAACACCAACACCAACAUCGACCCAACACCAACACCAACCCCAACGCCAACGCCAACCCCAACACCAACCCCAACGCCAACGCCAACCCCAACACCAACCCCAACGCCAACCCCAACGCCAACACCAACACCAACCCCAACGCCAACACCAACGCCAACGCCAACUCCAACCCCAACACCAACACCAACACCAACGCCAACACCAGCCCCAACACCAACACCAGCCCCAACACCAGCCCCAACACCAACACCAACACCAGCCCCAACACCAACACCAACGCCAACACCAGCCCCAACACCAACACCAGCCCCAACACCCACACCAGCCCCAACACCAACACCAACACCAACACCAGCCCCAACGCCAACACCAACCCCAACACCAACACCAGCCCCAACACCAACGCCAACACCAACACCAACACCAGCCCCAACACCAACACCAACACCAACGCCAACACCAGCCCCAACACCAACACCAGCCCCAACACCAACACCAGCCCCAACACCAACACCAGCCCCAACACCAACACCAGCCCCAACACCAACGCCAACACCAACACCAGCCCCAACACCAACGCCAACACCAGCCCCAACACCAGCCCCAACGCCAACACCAACGCCAACCCCAACGCCAACGCCAGCCCCAACGCCAACCCCAACGCCAACACCAACCCCAACGCCAACACCAACCCCAACACCAGCCCCAACGCCAACACCAACGCCAACACCAACCCCAACGCCAACCCCAACGCCAACACCAGCCCCAACGCCAACACCAACGCCAACACCAACCCCAACACCAACGCCAACACCAACGCCAACACCAACCCCAACACCAACGCCAACCCCAACCCCAACGCCAACACCAGCCCCAACGCCAACACCAGCCCCAACGCCAACGCCAACGCCAACCCCAACGCCAACCCCAACGCCAACACCAACGCCAACCCCAACGCCAACGCCAACGCAAACCCCAACCCCAACACCAGCCCCAACGCCAACACAAAUACCAACCCCAACACCAACGCCAACACCAGCCCCAACGCCAACACCAACCGCAACGCCAACACCAGCCCCAACGCCAACACCAACGCCAACACUAACGCCAACACCAACGCCAACACUAACGCCAACACCAACCCCAACGCCAACACCAACCCCAACGCCAACACCAAUGCCAACGCCAACCCCAACGCCAACCCCAACGCCAACCCCAACGCCAACCCCAACACCAACGCAAACCCCAACCCCAACACCAGCCCCAACGCCAACACAAAUACCAACCCCAACCCCAACGCCAACACCAACGCCAACACCAGCCCCAAGGCCAACACCAACCGCAACGCCAACACCAGCCCCAACGCCAACACCAACCCCAACGCCAACGCCAACGCCAACCCCAACGCCAACGCCAACACCAACGCCAACGCCAACCCCAACGCCAACGCAAACCCCAACCCCAACACCAGCCCCAACGCCAACACAAAUACCAACCCCAACACCAACACCAGCCCCAACGCCAACACCAACCGCAACGCCAACACCAGCCCCAACGCCAACGCCAACACCAACGCCAACGCCAACACCAACCCCAACGCCAACGCCAACACCAACCCCAACACCAACGCCAACACCAACGCCAACACCAACCCCAACGCUAACACCAACCCCAACACCAACACCAACCCCAACGCCAACACCAGCCCCAACACCAACGACAACACCAACCCCAACACCAACACCAGCCCCAACACCAGCCCCAACGCCAACACCAACCCCAACGCCAACACCAACCCCAACGCCAACACCAGCCCCAACGCCAACGCCAACACCAACCCCAACGCCAACACCAACCCCAACACCAACACCAGCCCCAACACCAGCCCCAACGCCAACACCAACCCCAACGCCAACCGGCACGCCCCAACGCCAACACCAGCCCCAACACCAACACCAGCCCCAACACCAACACCAGCCCCAACGCCAACACCAACCCCAACGCCAACACCAACCCCAACGCCAACACCAACGCCAACACCAGCCCCAACCACCACCAACCCCAACGCCAACGCCAACGCCAACACCAACCCCAACCAACCCCAACGCCAACACCACCCCAACGCCAACACCAACGCCAACACCAACCCCAACAACCAACGCCAACGCCCCAACGCCAACACCAACCCCAACACCAACACCAACGCCAACCCCAACGCCAACACCAGCCCCAACCCCAACGCCAACACCAGCCCCAACGCCAACACCAACGCCAACCCAACGCCAACCCACCCAACCCCAACGCCAACCCACGCCAACACCAACGCCAACCCCAACGCCAACGCAGCAAACCCCAACCCCAACACCAGCCCCAACGCCAACACAAAUACCAACCCCAACACCAACGCCAACACCAGCCCCAACGCCAACACCAACCGCAACGCCAACACCAGCCCCAACGCCAACACCAACGCCAACACUAACGCCAACACCAACGCCAACACUAACGCCAACACCAACCCCAACGCCAACACCAACCCCAACGCCAACACCAAUGCCAACGCCAACCCCAACGCCAACCCCAACGCCAACCCCAACGCCAACCCCAACACCAACGCAAACCCCAACCCCAACACCAGCCCCAACGCCAACACAAAUACCAACCCCAACACCAACGCCAACACCAACGCCAACACCAGCCCCAAGGCCAACACCAACCGCAACGCCAACACCAGCCCCAACGCCAACACCAACCCCAACGCCAACGCCAACGCCAACCCCAACGCCAACGCCAACACCAACGCCAACGCCAACCCCAACGCCAACGCAAACCCCAACCCCAACACCAGCCCCAACGCCAACACAAAUACCAACCCCAACACCAACACCAGCCCCAACGCCAACACCAACCGCAACGCCAACACCAGCCCCAACGCCAACGCCAACACCAACGCCAACGCCAACACCAACCCCAACGCCAACGCCAACACCAACCCCAACACCAACGCCAACACCAACGCCAACACCAACCCCAACGCUAACACCAACCCCAACACCAACACCAACCCCAACGCCAACACCAGCCCCAACACCAACGACAACACCAACCCCAACACCAACACCAGCCCCAACACCAGCCCCAACGCCAACACCAACCCCAACGCCAACACCAACCCCAACGCCAACACCAGCCCCAACGCCAACGCCAACACCAACCCCAACGCCAACACCAACCCCAACACCAACACCAGCCCCAACACCAGCCCCAACGCCAACACCAACCCCAACGCCAACCGGCACGGUUUCCUCCGGAUUACUUACUUACUACUACUACUACUACUUACUACCAACCCCAACGCCAACCCCAACGCCAACGUCAACGCCAACCCCAACGCCAACACCAACCCCAACGCCAACACCAAUCCCAACGCCAACACCAACGCCAACACCAACACCAACCCCAACGCCAACACCAACACCAGCCCCAACGCCAACACCAGCCCCAACACCAACACCAGCCCCAACACCAACACCAGCCCCAACGCCAACACCAACCCCAACGCCAACACCAACACCAACCCCAACGCCAACACCAACGCCAACACCAGCCCCAACACCAACCCCAACGCCAACGCCAACACCAGCCCCAACACCAACCCCAACGCCAACACCAACGCCAACGCCAACCCCAACGCCAACACCAACGCCAACACCAACACCAACCCCAACGCCAACACCAACACCAGCCCCAACGCCAACCCCAACGCCAACACCAGCCCCAACUUCAAUACCAACACCAACGCCAACACCAACCCCAACACCAACACCAACCCCAACACCAGCCCCAACCCCAACGCCAACGCCAACGCCAACACCAACGCCAACCCCAACGCCAACGCCAACCCCAACCCCAACACCAGCCCCAACGCCAACACCAAUACCAACCCCAACGCCAACACCAACGCCAACACCAACACCAGCCCCAACACCAGCCCCAACGCCAACACCAAUACCAACCCCAACACCAACACCAACGCGGCAGGGCGGCAGUAG
Molecule: messenger RNA, 4167 nt
Organism: Knipowitschia caucasica
Lineage: Eukaryota; Metazoa; Chordata; Actinopteri; Gobiiformes; Gobiidae
Source: the annotation of a GenBank genome assembly